Metopolophium dirhodum (rose-grain aphid) is the source of this 1549-nucleotide messenger RNA. Its product is annotated as nuclear transcription factor Y subunit gamma-like. Gene Ontology annotation, molecular function: DNA binding; protein heterodimerization activity; DNA-binding transcription activator activity, RNA polymerase II-specific. Gene Ontology annotation, biological process: regulation of DNA-templated transcription. The record is from RefSeq and is a predicted model, not a curated record. The coding region runs from base 417 to 1445 and encodes 342 amino acids. Gene Ontology annotation, cellular component: CCAAT-binding factor complex; nucleus. NCBI's taxonomy places the organism in Eukaryota, Metazoa, Arthropoda, Insecta, Hemiptera, Aphididae. The transcript is spliced from 7 exons.
AUGUUAUCAGUGGUUCCCAAAAAAUGAUCAAAUAUAACAAUGCUCAUUUAACGAACAAAUGUCAAAUAUCUAAAUGCACAUAGUGAUCGUUUUUAACGGAUUAAUUAAAAGUGACAAGUAAAUAAUAAUUAAUAGCUUAAAAAACGAAUCAUCCGUCGUUCCACAAAUAAUUCUUAUAAUUAGUUAAAUAAAGUUUGUUAAUAAAAGUUUUGGGAUUCCUUGCGCUUACGGCUAGUAUCAAUACGAGCAUGAGGGCGAAAAAAUGAUUGGGCGUCAUUUGUGUCGUUGAACAGCUAUUGGACAUCUGCUUUUGUUCUGUUGAGAACUAACGAUACGCCAAUUUUGGUUGGAUGCGCUAAUUUGAGCGGCAAAUUUAUUCGUUUGGAUUGAAUCCGAAUCGUGAGCAUAAUACAACCAUGUCCGUUUUCUUGGUGAAUCCGUCCACAGAAGAAGAAGAGGAAGACAAUCCGACCGAAGAUGAUCCCAACGCUAUUACAAUAUCCGUAGAAGAUAACAAUCAAACAUGCAAUGUGGCUGCCCUAAACCAAUUUUGGCCCAAAGCAAUCGAGGAAAUUAGAAAGAUUGGAACAUUAGACUUAAAAACACAAGCGUUACCACUAGCUAGAAUAAAAAAAGUGAUGAAAUUAGAUGACAAUGUAAAAAUGAUCAGUGCAGAGGCUCCAAUGUUGUUCUCAAAAGCUGCGGAAAUAUUUAUCAAUGAAUUGACUCUUCGCGCUUGGAUUCAUACCGAAGAUAACCGUCGACGGACGUUGCAAAGAAAUGAUAUUGCUAUGGCGAUCACCAAGUAUGACCAAUUUGAUUUUCUUAUUGACAUAGUGCCUAGAGAAGAAGCAAAAAUUGUCACAAAAGAAGUUAAGACAUCACUGAAUCCCGAACAAGUUCAGUAUUAUUUUCAACUUGCUCAACAACAGCAGCAACAACAGCAACAACAGCAACAACAUCAACAACAACAACAAACAAAUAAUGCAUCAGGGUCAAGUGCUGGACAGACAAUACAAAUCUUACAACCAGUGAACAAUCAAGUAGUAUCUUUAGGGAAUGGUACUCAAGAUCAAGUAAAUAUAGAAAAUAUUCCAAAUAAUACAUCAAAUAUUACAAGUACUUCAACCACUGUAACAGGAAGUCAGCCACAAGUUAUACAGUUACAAGGCAAUACUCAGGCAUUAAAUACAAACUCAAAUGGCGUACUUCAAUUAGUACAACAGGUUAUUACUCCAACUGGAGAAAUACAACAUAUACCUAUACAAAUUAACUCCCAUCAACUGCAAAUGCUUCGCAUGCAAAUUCAAAAUUCUCCUCAAUCUCAACAAGUUCAAGUGGUUCAGUCCCAACCUCAAAUCAUACAAGUGGCCUCACAAGCUAAUGGACCUACGCCAGUAUACAUAUCUCAACCAUCUAUUAAUCCAUCGUCAAGUCCAGAAUAAAUUAUUGUAAAUAAAAUUAAAUAAAAGUUAUAUAUUAUGUAAAAUAUUUAGUAAAUUGUUUGGUCAUUCAAAAUUAAAAUACACUAUUUAUUUAAAUCUUUGUU